GCAGGCCAGCCUAGGUGUCCCGGCGGCUCCCGGGCGCCCCCUGGCCCGGCUCCGGCGCCCGAGGUUUCCGGUGAGCUGCAGUCGCCGGUUAUGACGACUCCCUCCUCCGGAGCAGCCGCCGCCGCCGCCGCCUUCUCCGCAGCCCCGGUUCGCCCGGCUCCAGGUUUGGAGGUUGCUAUGUACAUGCUGCUUGUCUUUGGAGCAUUGCUUCAUGAAGUUCCCCUGAGUGGCCAAGACGAGGUUCCUCCCCAGGCUGAUGGCAUUCUGGGCGCCCCUCUGUUCAACUAUGCCAGCCUCCGCCUGCCAGAAGAGCAUAUUCCCUUCUUUUUGCACAAUAAUAGGCAUAUUGCCAUGGUCUGUAAGAAAGACUCGCAUUGUCCUUAUAAGAAACACUUAGAAAAUUUAAAGUACUGCUGGGGUUAUGAGAAAUCCUGCAGACCAGAGUUCAGGUUUAGUUACCCUGUUUGCACCUACGUGGAUAUGGGAUGGACGGACACUCUUGAAUCAGCCCAGGAAAUAUUCUGGAAGCAAGCUGACUUUGGGUAUCCUGGAGAGCGGCUGGAGGAACUCCAUAUGCUCUGCCAGCCAAAGGGAAUGAGUGACUCAAGUCUAGUGUGUUCCCGUUACCUUCAGUACUGCAGAGCGACCAAUCUCUACCUUGAUUUAAGAAACAUCAAGAGAAACCACGACAGAUUUAAGGAAGAUUUUUUCCAGAGUGGGGAAAUUGGAGGACACUGUAAACUUGACAUUCGUAUGUUGAUGUCUCAAGGCCAGCGCAAAAGCCCUCUGCAGUCUUGGUUUGCUGAGCUACAAAGCUAUACUCAGCUCAACUUCAGACCAGUAGAAGAUGCUACGUGUGACAUUGUUAUUGAGAAACCAACCUACUUCAUGAAAUUAGAUGCAGGUGUUAACAUGUAUCACCACUUCUGUGAUUUCAUCAAUCUUUAUAUUACUCAGCACAUUAAUAAUUCCUUCAGCACAGAUGUGCACGUUGUGAUGUGGGACACAAGCUCCUAUGGAUAUGGUGACCUGUUCUCCGAUACAUGGAAAGCAUUUACUGAUUAUGAUGUUAUACAUUUGAAAACUUACGAUUCUAAAAGGGUAUGUUUUAAAGAAGCUAUUUUUUCCUUACUCCCCCGGAUGAGAUACGGGCUGUUCUAUAAUACCCCUCUGAUAUCUGGCUGUCAAAAUACUGGAUUAUUCCGGGCAUUUUCUCAGCAUGUACUGCACAGACUGAACAUCACACAAGAGGGUCCCAAGGAUGGAAAAAUUCGAGUCACCAUUCUCGCACGGAGCACAGAAUACCGGAAAAUACUCAACCAAAAUGAGCUUGUAAAUGCACUGAAAACGGUAUCUACCUUUGAGGUCCAGAUUGUCGAUUAUAAGUAUAAGGAACUUGGGUUUUUAGAGCAGCUAAGGAUCACACAUAACACGGACAUAUUUAUUGGAAUGCAUGGAGCUGGUCUUACCCAUUUACUUUUCCUUCCAGACUGGGCUGCUGUGUUUGAACUAUACAACUGUGGAGAUGAACGCUGUUACUUGGACCUGGCCAGGCUGAGAGGCGUCCACUACAUCACUUGGCGAAGGCAGAGCAAAGUAUUUCCUCAAGAUAAGGGCCACCACCCAACUCUGGGGGAACAUCCAAAGUUUACCAACUACUCUUUUGAUGUAGAAGAAUUUAUGUACCUUGUCCUUCAGGCUGCAGACCACGUAUUGCAACACCCGAAGUGGCCAUUUAAGAAAAAACAUGAUGAGCUAUAAAUGUGUUGAGUCUUUUUGCCAAAAGGGAGUGUUUAAACGGUCCUCCACCCAGACUCACCUCACAGUUAAAUAGGUAAAACAGCCUGUUUUCUCCUAGCUCCAAAGUACCUUUUUUUAAUACCAAAACAUGCCUUCACGGUAUUACUUAUAUGUUUUAUAGUCUUAACUGUUUCAUGUGAUUGUUAUGUCAUUGCUAUUUAUCAAGAUACUCUUUUUGCACUGAAAACUUUACUUUUUAUAGUUCAGAAAUUGGGCCUGGGCUCACUGCCGUAAUUGAGCUUUUUUCUUAGGGAUACCAAAGUUUGCAACUUUCUUAGCUUUAGAAUUUGUAAAUGUUUUUAUAGAAUACCAUGAGCUCGUCAUUCAAGAGGAUU
Messenger RNA from Mesoplodon densirostris (Blainville's beaked whale), 2135 nucleotides. RefSeq names its product EGF domain specific O-linked N-acetylglucosamine transferase (gene EOGT). The transcript is spliced from 16 exons. Gene Ontology annotation, cellular component: endoplasmic reticulum lumen. Gene Ontology annotation, molecular function: protein N-acetylglucosaminyltransferase activity. The coding region runs from base 91 to 1761 and encodes 556 amino acids. The record is from RefSeq and is a predicted model, not a curated record. NCBI's taxonomy places the organism in Eukaryota, Metazoa, Chordata, Mammalia, Artiodactyla, Ziphiidae.